Myotis brandtii (Brandt's bat) is the source of this 1510-nucleotide messenger RNA. It is a transcript of the gene KCNV1, whose product is annotated as potassium channel, voltage gated modifier subfamily V, member 1. Gene Ontology annotation, biological process: potassium ion transmembrane transport. Gene Ontology annotation, cellular component: membrane; voltage-gated potassium channel complex. The coding region runs from base 372 to 1436 and encodes 354 amino acids. Gene Ontology annotation, molecular function: voltage-gated potassium channel activity. The record is from RefSeq and is a predicted model, not a curated record. The transcript has 2 exons. Lineage: Eukaryota; Metazoa; Chordata; Mammalia; Chiroptera; Vespertilionidae.
GAUUCCUUGACUUUUAUGAUCACUUUGCAGUUCUCUUUCUGUUGCUGUCAUUUCUUCACAAAUACCUUUGCAUCACACACAAACACACAAAGUUCCAUGGGGCAAACUUCAGUUCUUGUUGCCAGAAAAUGAGUAAAAAUGCACUGAAGUAGCUUUGCUCGGUAUAAAUGCUUUGGUAUGAACUUCUACCACAAAAUUGCCAUUUAAAAAAGAAUAAGCCUAAAUGAUAAAGAUAGAAUACUGUGGGCAAGAGGCAGCCUGGGUACGAUAUGAGUGGACAUGUUCUGCAUUUAACUAAAAUAAGAAGCAUAACCUCACCACCAAGUUUAAUUCUCUUUUUUACUUAAGCAUGUUUUAAAAGUUGACUAAUCAUGAAGUUGUCCUUCUCUAAAAGAUACUUCAGAAGGAAAGAGCUGAGUGAAACCUUAGACUUUAAGAAGGACACAGAAGACCAGGAAAGUCAACAUGAGAGUGAACAAGACUUCUCACAAGGACCCUGUCCCACCGUCCGCCAGAAGCUCUGGGACAUCCUGGAGAAACCUGGGUCUUCCACGGCUUCCCGCAUCUUUGGGGUCAUCUCCAUCAUCUUCGUGGUGGUGUCCAUCGUCAACAUGGCCCUGAUGUCGGCUGAGUUAAGCUGGCUGGACCUGCAGGUGCUGGAGAUCCUGGAGUACUUUUGCAUUAGCUGGUUCACUGGGGAGUUUGCCCUGCGCUUCCUGUGCGUGCGGGACAGGUGCUGCUUCCUCCGAAAGGUGCCAAACAUCAUAGACCUGCUGGCCAUCUUGCCCUUCUACAUCACUCUUCUGGUAGAGAGCCUGAGUGGGAGUGAGACCACGCAGGAUCUGGAAAACGUGGGGCGCAUCGUCCAGGUUCUGAGGCUGCUCAGGGCCCUGCGCAUGCUAAAGCUGGGCAGGCAUUCCACAGGAUUACGCUCACUUGGAAUGACAAUCACCCAGUGUUAUGAAGAAGUCGGCCUACUGCUCCUAUUUCUGUCUGUGGGAAUUUCUAUCUUCUCCACUGUGGAAUAUUUUGCUGAGCAAAGCAUUCCUGACACAACCUUCACAAGUGUCCCUUGUGCGUGGUGGUGGGCCACAACAUCCAUGACUACGGUGGGCUAUGGGGACAUUAGGCCAGACACCACCACAGGCAAAAUCGUGGCCUUCAUGUGUAUAUUAUCGGGAAUCCUUGUCUUGGCUUUGCCUAUUGCUAUUAUUAACGACCGCUUCUCUGCUUGCUAUUUUACCUUAAAGCUCAAGGAAGCAGCUGCUAGACAGCGUGAGGCUCUGAAGAAACUUACCAAGAAUAUAGCCACUGACUCAUAUAUCAGCGUGAACUUGAGAGAUGUCUAUGCCCGGAGCAUCAUGGAGAUGCUUCGACUAAAAGGCAGGGAAAGAGCAAGUACUAGGAGCAGUGGAGGAGAUGAUUUCUGGUUUUGAGUUCACUUUCAGUUUAUUUACAAAAGCUUGUGUAAAACUAACUCGAUCUAUAAAGCCUUGAUGUGGUUGUCCGU